UUGUCAUGUUUAGCUUAAAACUCAACAUAGUUCAUUUAACCGAGUAAUUGUGAAAGUUAAAAUUUGUUUUAAAGACAAAGAAGUAAAACAUUUGACAAAGGUUAGAUAUUGGAAUCUUAUACUUAUCCUAUAACAGUUAAAAUCCAGAAGUUUAAGACAUCCAUAUAAAUAAUUAUCAAAAAUGGGAUAUAUAUGAUUAACGACGGAAUAAAUUAUUAAUUAAGUGACCGCAUUAACAUUAAUCUGAAUUAACAUUAAUAAAAUUAACAUUCAUCCGAAUAAACAUUUAUCAGAAUUACAGUUGUAGUAUUUUGGCGGGAAAAGAAAAAUGCGAUCAUUAAGAAGGAAAGUUAAAACAACAAUAAAGCGAACUCGGCACACAAUUUACCGAAUAUUUUUCUUGAUAUUCAUAGGGAUCUAUUGUUAUGUUUCAUCUGCAGUAUGUGAAAAGUUUUACGACGAAUCUGGGCCAACAAUAUUGGAUGCCGUGCAAAAAUAUGGGUACAUAUGGACAAUAUUAUUGUACUGUAUGACCAUCUCGAUCUAUCUAAAUGUACCAAUAGCCUUCUUUAACAUGUUUGGAAUAGUUCUGUACAACCCUUUCAAACAAGUGACAAGAAAACUUAGGAGUAGAAAUCUACAGCCAUUUAUUUGUUUUCGGGUAGUUACACGUGGACUUUUUCCAAAUCUUGUAGCAGAGGUUACACGGCGGAAUAUUAAGACAUGUAAACAUUUUGGAAUUACUAAUUUUAAGUUUGAAAUAGUAACCGAUGCAGCGUUGGGGAUUCAGCCGUCAAAUUACGUCAGAGAAGUGGUAGUACCACGUGAUUACCACACUACAAAUGGCACGCUCUUCAAAGCACGUGCUUUGCACUAUUGUCUUGGUCGAAACAUAAACAUUUUAUCACCAGAUGAUUGGAUCGUGCACCUGGAUGAAGAGACACUUCUUUCUGAAAGUGUCUUAUACGGAAUAAUUAAUUUCGUUUCUGAUCCAAACUCGGACAUAGGACAAGGGGUUAUUACUUAUGGUGAAAGCGGGAUAGAAAAUUGGCUAACGACCUUGCUUGAUGGAAUGCGAGUUGCUAUAGACUACGGAUUGUUUCGACUGGCCUUACAGUUUUUCCAUAGACCAUUGUUUGGAUUUAAAGGUUCUUUCAUUGUUGUAAAAAUGAAAAUCGAGGACAAGAUCGGCUUCGACUUCGGACCGAAGGAAAGUAUUGCCGAAGAUCUUAGAUUUGCACUGGCUGCUUGGGACAGUGGUUAUAGAUUUGACUUUGUCGAAGGUGUCAUGAAAGAAAAAAGUACAUUUUCGUUGGCUGAUUAUGUUAAACAAAGAAAACGAUGGUUUAUAGGUCAUUUUCAUAUAGUCUGGGGAAAUUCAAUACCCCUAUAUUGCAAGUGUUUUGUACUUUUAAUGCAUAUAAGCAGCACACUAUUAUGGACAAAUGUUACAAAUUAAUACAGUUGUUUCAAUUUGGUUUCCUAUCCCACUGCAAAGGUGGCAGGUAUUCCUCUUUGCUCUUUUAACAUUUAACGUGUUUGUAUUACUUGCUUUCGGUAAUUUCAUGUCGCUUUGCGCUAGGAAAUAUUCGGUUUUGAAUAGAGUCAUUUUAGGUUUUCUAUCACAAGGUCUAUUGCCUGUUCUUGCUGUAGCGGAGGCCUACGCCACUGUGAAAGGAUUCAUCCAAAGAAACAAGGUGACAUUUGAUAUUGUUCAAAAGGAAACGAAACAACAACAAUUAAAUAAUCAUUCUGUGAUGUAAAAAAGACAUAUAGCACUAACAAACAUUUAUUCAAUUGCACUUAUUUCAUUUACUUUUGUCGGAUUCAAAAUGAACAUUGAUUGUUUACAAAGAAAAAAAUAUUUUAGAUAAAACAACUUCACGAAGUCCUUAACAAGGAAUUAUACAAAAUUUACAAUGCUAUUUUUUUUUACAAAAUACGUAUUAUUUCGCCUGAUUGCCAUUGUAAAGGUCAUUCCGAAUAUACAUAUAUAAUAUAUAAGGUAAUAUAAAAAAAAUCACAAUUCUAUCACCAUCAUGUAAGAUUAUAAAACUUUUUGUUUUUAAUAUAAAUGUUAAAUUUAUAUGUUUCUUCAUUUUGUUUUCAAUGUUUUUUUUAUAUUUUUUAUUUCUUUUAUAUUUUUUUAUUUAUUUGAUUUUUUUUAAUUAUACGAGUGUACAGAGUAUUGAGAAGAGACCCCUACCACCACGGUUGAAUAUUGCAAAAAUCGGGGUACUACUUGGUGAAUCUAUCUAUAAAGAUAAUUUAAAGUAAAAGGUAUUUUUAAUCGUUAUUCAAACAACACAUUAAAGAAAUUUUCCUUAUUUAUUUUAGGUUAUAUAAAGGUUAUCAUAAGUAUCAUUCUCUUAAAACAAAAAAAAUUCUCUUUGCGUCAAAUUUAUCGAACAAUAUCAGGUCAAUAAAAUGAAAUAAUUUCAUGUCCUGUUUUGUAUUACUUUCCUUGUAUAAGAUGUAUAAAUUCUGUUAUCAAUAGUUUAAAGGGUAUAAAACGACGAACGAAUAUCUGUCAAUUACAAAACAAGCUUGGUUAUUUCCAAUAAAAGCGAAAGGCGCCAUAUUAGCGUUAACCCAACAAAUAUAUUUUGUAAAUCGAAAAUAAUAAAAAUAAAAAAUCAUGUUUGUUUGUUGGUUGGUUGGUUUUUGUCUGUUUUUAACGCCGUAUUUAACUUAUUUUUAUUUAUAUAAUUGUUUAAUUUAUAUGAAUGUAAUCAUAUCAUCUUUAGAAAUUUUACAAUUAUUUAUAUAUCUGUAUUAAUAUUGUUUGUGUGUAUUUAUCCAAACAUGCAUUGCGUCCAAAUAAAAUUGCAAUUUGC
Ruditapes philippinarum (Manila clam) is the source of this 2837-nucleotide messenger RNA. RefSeq names its product beta-1,4-mannosyltransferase bre-3-like. Gene Ontology annotation, molecular function: beta-1,4-mannosyltransferase activity. The transcript has a single exon. The record is from RefSeq and is a predicted model, not a curated record. Gene Ontology annotation, cellular component: cytoplasm. NCBI's taxonomy places the organism in Eukaryota, Metazoa, Mollusca, Bivalvia, Venerida, Veneridae. Bases 329 to 1459 code for a protein of 376 amino acids.